Mytilus californianus (California mussel) is the source of this 1669-nucleotide messenger RNA. RefSeq lists its product as uncharacterized. Gene Ontology annotation, biological process: N-acylphosphatidylethanolamine metabolic process. The coding region runs from base 95 to 1303 and encodes 402 amino acids. NCBI's taxonomy places the organism in Eukaryota, Metazoa, Mollusca, Bivalvia, Mytilida, Mytilidae. Gene Ontology annotation, molecular function: A2-type glycerophospholipase activity; glycerophospholipid phospholipase A1 activity. The transcript is spliced from 2 exons. Gene Ontology annotation, cellular component: cytoplasm. The record is from RefSeq and is a predicted model, not a curated record.
CAACUUACCUGGUUAACGGACGUAUGUUUAGUUCAGGAUGAGACAUGUACAAGAAGACAAGAAGACUAUUUAAGUUUUCACCAGAUUGAAAAAAAUGGGGAAAAGUAAAAAGUACAAAUUCCAAAAACUAUGGACUGGGAAUGAUUACGCUCUCAGACACAGUAACCAACAGCGAUCUCCAUCUGAAGAAACAGUCAGAGUUCUAACAAUGCAAAUACGUAACGUACCAGAACAACCCUCUAGUUUUAUGAAGAAAUCUGAAGAUGAUGAAAUUACAAAAUAUCCAGAAAUUACACAAAAUCACGAUGAUCCUGAUGGAAGGAAUACACAAAAGAAAAAACCUAUUGCUUGCCUUGAAUGUGUUAAACCGAUUCAGGUUUUAACAAGAAAAGAAAUAAAAAGAGGGGAUCACAUCAAAUUCCAUGGACGAAUAUAUGAUCACCAUGCAAUUGUAGUCGAUGUUAAACCUUCAAACGAAAAAGAUCAUAAAGCAGUCGUAGAAUUGGUGCAUGCAUCAAACACGACAGCUGGUGCAAUAUAUUGUUGUAUGCGGCCGUUUGGUAGCAAAGCAAAACUGUUGAGUGAAACGAAACGAAUAAAUUUAAAAAAGAUAAAAGUGAUGGUUUAUAAAUAUUCGUAUACAAUUGAACAUUUUUCGCCCAAAGAGAUUGUCAGUAGAGCAGUCACAGCGAAAUCAAACCCUAAUUUCAAAUAUAAUGUGUUAAAUAAUAAUUGCGAGCAUUUUGCAACACAGUGCGUUACAGGAGAAAGUCUUAGCUUGCAAGUUCGAAAGAUAAGAAUGGUAAGGCGACUUUUUGCAAAUCGAGGAUUUCAAGGUAUCAGCGACGAAGUUUUUCGAAAUAAAAUCGAAUAUGAAAAUGGAAUGCUCUGUGUUCCGUGUUACGAGAGAAACAAAAAAUUAUUAAGUGUCGCAAAACAACCGAUCAAAUCGAAAGGGGACGUGGAGAUCGGUGAUAUAAUUGCAUACACCUAUUACAGAUGUUGGCAUUCUGCUGUCGUACUUGAAAUCGAAUCACACGACAGGUCACUACGGUGCAAAAUAGCUCAUUAUGCUUUUCGUGGUUUACAUAGACAUAGAAAAAUUCGGGAGGAAACAUUAAGAAUUCCAUUCGAUGGAAGUGUAAAAGUAGCUAAUUAUUCUGAGCCUGAUUAUACUGUCUACGAUCCAGAGGAGGUGGUGGAAAGGGCUCGAAGUAAGCUUGGCGAAAAACGUUAUGUACAUUUUUCAAAUGAUUCAAGUCAUUUUGCUCGUUGGUGUAAACUUAAAUUGUAUAGAAAUUGAAAUUUAUUGCUAUAAAAACCAAUAAUGUGCAUGGAAUCCUUACGAAACAUAUGCAUACAAUAUGUCUUCUUAAAAGAAUGUUUGCUUUGUAAUUAGCUGCAUAUUUGAUAGUAACAAAAUAAAAAUGGUAACAUAAUCCAAUCUCCACAAAAAUAUUAAGCACUGACGGAGGAACUUGGAGCUUUUGUUCAAUCCCCGAUUUUUCAGUUCAAAAACUUUAAGAUAGAUAAAAUCUUCGAUACUAAACAUUGGCCUUUAAAAUCUGCCAAUAGUAUAUUGGAAACAUUGCUUUUCAAUUCAUUGUACCUUAUUAUGUGUGAUUUUUUUUAAACAAUUGAAAUGAUUUUAAUAAAAAUUAUCAAUUUA